GCUCGCUUUUGCAUCCACAGCGAGUAAAGCUGCUGCCUCACUGUAGGCUGCUGCUGUAGAGAAUAGCUCAAGUUUACAAUAGGAAACAAAAAGGUUUUCUCUCGGUACCUCUGGGCCAUUAUGGAUGGAUGUUUUUCGGUGGCGGAGGCGAGCCACGCAGCCCGGGCGGCAUUUUUGUUGGUGCUGCUGAACUAACCAGAAUCGUCAAUGGUAAAGUGACAGGGAAUCGAACAAGUGACCCGCCUAACAGAGUUAUAAGUGCGGCUUUUUGGAAGGAAGGCACCGCUGAAACCUGGAGGAAGCACUAUAUGGUUGUUUUUAAGGGAUAGCGGCUCGUCUUUUUUCUGCGCGUAAUGGUAAAGAGUCUCCUCCGUGGCUGUUUCCCCGUGGGGUGGCUUUAAAAGUGGACUGUGUGGUUGGUUUUCUCCAUCCACUUUCAGCCUACAUGGAACAAAGUGUGCUUAAUGAAACAUAACCUGGACCCUGGCGGUUUGUCAGCGUUGGUCUGUAUGUGGUAACAUUGUUUUUAUCCAAAUAGUCCAGCGACGUAAAUCAUCACCAUGAGGACCACCGAGGAGCCGGACGGCUUUGAUGGCGAGGCCUCCAACACUUCCAUGAUCUCCGGGGCCAGCAGUCCCUACCAACCCACCACCGAGCCCGUCCACGCGAGGAACGUCCUGGGAGGGAUACGGUGGGACGUGGAGUACCUGAAGUCAUACUUUGGGAUUUUGAAGGUGGCUGAAGUGGUCCUCUCACUCAUUGGAUUCAUCUGCAUAGAGACCAUCAUGAUGUGCUCUCCCUGUGGGGGGGUCUACUUCUUUGAGUUUGUAAGCUGCAGUGCCUUUGUGGUGACAGGAGUCCUCCUCAUCAUCUUCACCCUCAACCUGCACACCAAGGUGCCGCACGUCAACUGGAACCUCACGGACCUGGUAAACACGGCUGCCAGCACCAUCUUCUUUUUCUUGUCUUCUCUUGUGCUCUCCUGCAUCAACCACAACACUGGAGCUGAAAUAGCAGCAGUGAUCUUUGGCUUCCUGGUGACAGGUGUGUAUGGGAUAAACACCUUCCUGGCAGUACGGAGGUGGCGCCUUGGCAACAGCUGUCAGGGUGCAGCUCUGACCAGCGACUACAUACGAGCACGCACUGCCUCCCGCGGAGAGAUGGAGGCGAGGCCCGAGCUAGCAUGAGUGCAGGCAGGCAAUCAGACAGACUAAGGGAAGCCACAGUACAGGACCGGCAGCUGACUGAGAUGGGCCCGAUUCUGCUCUCAGAACUGUUGUUUUUCUUCAUGUCUGGAGCAGAGGGGACAUUUCAAGUUAACCACAUGCUUUUACUUUUAAAUCACAACACCUCAUCUUCCUUUCACAGCUAUAGAUGUGUGCCUCUGUGUAUCAGGCAUCCUGCCUCCAGUGACGUAUAAAGACUGUAAAGUAAGAAGCUGGAGUCAGAAUUUGAGGUUUAUCUUCAAAGCUUUUCAUCCACAUAUAUUUUUAAAUCUUUGUGAAGGAUCAAUUCCAUGAAAAGCUCCUUUAAGAAAGCUUGACUUCACUCCAACUGUGCACCAACUCCUGCUCAGGAGUAGGUGUGGACUGUUUUAAACACUUUUUGAGUUUCACUGUGAAAGAGAUCAAGCAAAAGAAGGUUGAUUUUUGUACAGUUUUUGCUUUUUCACGCUGCUUUCAGUGAAUCUGUGGUGAUAAAUGUGAUGGUAGAUAUAGAGGGCCACAAAACAGGCAAUAUACAAUACUUUGUUUAAACGUAGAUGCUGAUAUCAGCUGAUAUUGGCAAGUAAGGCUGACAUUAAAAAUUUCAAUCUAAAGAUUACACAUGCUAAAACAACACCUGCGUGGGCUCCCCUAGUACUUUUACCUGUGGAUUACCCCCAUUUUUAAUUUUUUUAAUUUUUAAAAAAAUUUUUUUUAGUUUAGUUAAAGCUCUCAUGCAGGCCAUUCAAACAUGCCUAGCUGUUUGAUUUAAUUCAGUUUGAUCCUGACCAGUAGCAGCAACCAUAUGUAGGUGAGAGAUUCAGUGACAGCUAGGAUUUUUGACCACUGUCCUGUGUACAAAAGCAUAACUAAGAAAAAAGAGAAAACUGUAAUUUCGGAAAACAGCACCUCCUUACUUUGAGAUAGUGAUGUCACAAACUCAAAAAAACAGAACAUAUUUUUCAUCCUUUCAUGUGAAUGCGAAACACUUCCAUAUGUCAAAGGCCUCUCAUAAAGCAACAUUUUUUUGUUUUUUUUUAUACACAAAAACUGAGUUUUAAAGAAAAACAUCAGAAGGUGUCCUGGUCUAGAUAAUUGUCCUCAGCAUAAAUGCUGCAUCUCAGGUAUGAAAACAUUCCUUUCAAUCUUUUACUCUAAAAAACAUUUAAAAUGAAAUCACAAGGUGCCUCAACAUGAACGCUGUAAUCCUUAUCAUUUCAUUUUUUUGAGACAUGAGGAUAACCAUAGAGGGGAAUGAGAUGAAACACUUAGUGAAGAUAAAUUAAAAAUGUAAGAGUGACAGAAAGGUUGAGACAGAUGGAAACACAGUACAUUUAGCAUCACGGCUUUCACUUUGUAUUUAAAUGGAUUAAAAAUGCGUGUAAAUAUAUCAUCUACACAUUAAACAUUUCAUGUAUCAUUAAAGCUGAUAUCUUUCAACAUAGCAGCUUUUUAGGGCUCAUACACAGUGUAAAACAAAUGUGUCAUUACUGUUACGUGUCCUGUUCAUUUAAGUAGGUUCAUGUUAAAAAAAAAAAAAAAAAAAAGGUUAUUGGAUUUUCAAGAUGAAGGAAGACAUCCCAUCUAACUACAUUGUUUUCUUGUAUGCAUUGAAUUUACACUACGUCUACAACUGUGCAUGUUUGAGUUAAUAUUUGAGACCUGUUCAUGUGUUAAAGGCUUCACUGACUCUGUACGUGGUCCAAAUCAACUCUGUGGCUCCAUCUCAUGGUUGUUUUCUGAAAUGACUGCACCAGAUAGCUAUGAUAGUGUGUGUGUGUUUUUAAGAAAAGGACCAGAAAUGUUUUUGACUGCAGAUUUAAAUGAAAAUAAAAACUGAGCGGUCUUUUUAAACAGAAGUUUCAACAUUAACGAUUUGCUUUAUGAAUCUGAUUUCAUUUUAAUGAUUUUAGUAACUUAUCAUGUGCAUCUGCUAUUUCUCCUGUUCUGGUGACAGAAGUAUUUUACUGCCUUGACAAUCAUAUGUGUUAUUCUGUGUGUUACCUACAAUGAUGGAUCUAUUUCUGAGUCAUGUAAAAAUGUCUACUUUAACAUUUGUACAGUCAACUUUGCAAAACAAUCAUUCAAGUGCAUGGUAAUGCACCGUCUAAUGGCAUAAACUGACCAUUUUUUGUCAUAAACAAUCAAGCUGUGGCUCUCUUUGUUCAACAAUAUGCUUGGAUAUCUUAUGAACAUUUAUUAUUUAUAAUGAAGUACGCUAGUUUCCAGGUUGUCUAUUAAAAACUGACUAAAAAGCAGAUAUGAUGAGUCUGACUGUGGAUGAAGUUUGAAGUGAGAUGCUCUCUUGUUUGUGAUUUUUGUGCUUUGAUAAUAAAUACAGCAAGGUCAGCAUUUUACAGCAUGGGGCCAAACUCAGCUGUAUUUUUUGUAUUUAAAACAUUGACAAAAGACCAUUUUUAUUGACGGUUUAAAUAAAGUGAU
Cheilinus undulatus (humphead wrasse) is the source of this 3647-nucleotide messenger RNA. RefSeq names its product CKLF-like MARVEL transmembrane domain containing 4 (gene cmtm4). Gene Ontology annotation, cellular component: membrane. Bases 561 to 1187 code for a protein of 208 amino acids. NCBI's taxonomy places the organism in Eukaryota, Metazoa, Chordata, Actinopteri, Labriformes, Labridae. The transcript is spliced from 4 exons. The record is from RefSeq and is a predicted model, not a curated record.